GGUUUUUAAGCGAUCGCAUAGCGAUGGGAAUAAGCUCAAUUAGAACCAAUUGGUUGUUUCCCAUUUUCUUCAUUCCUUUGUGGAAAAUCAGCAGUUCUAGUCGUGUUAAGUUUCCCAUAACCAAGGAAAUCUGAAAUUAUAUGCAAGAUAAUUAAACAAAGGAUAUGAACACCGCUGUCGAAAAUUACGAAUCGGUUAUGACAAAAAUUAACUCUACUGCGGAAUUAAAAAGUGAUAUUAAAAGUAGUGAAGGUAAAGAUGGAUUACGGGAAUCAGCAUAUUCAAGAGGGAAUUCGUGGGAUCUUCCUAAUGCUCAAGGCUUAUAUGAUCCAUUGAAUGAACAUGAAGCAUGUGGAGUCGGCUUUAUCGUGUCUAUUGAUGGAAUUCAGUCACAUAAGAUUUUGCGAGAUGCACAGAUUUUAUCAGAACGGAUGAACCAUCGCGGUGCAUGCGCAUGUGAUAAUGAUACUGGGGAUGGAGCUGGAGUGAAAACGUCAAUUCCGCAUAACUUGUAUGCGAAAGAACUUGCUUCUACCGGUACUAUAUUGCCCGAGCUCGGAAGUUAUGCUACGGGAAUUAUUUAUUGUGAUGUGCAAACGCACUCCGAUGCUGAAAAUGAAUUCACUCAACUGGCACAAGAGUUGAAUUUGAAAGUAAUUGCGUGGCGUACGGUUCCAACCAACAAAGAAGCUAUUGGUGUAGUUGCACGUAAGUCCGAGCCUGUUUCACGACAAGUUUUUGUUGGCUGCGAUUCAGGCUUAAGCCAAGAUGAUUUUAAUCGUCAAAUAUAUGUAUUACGCAAACGCGCGAGUCAUGAAUUGGCUAAAGUUGGUCGACGGUUUUAUAUUUGCUCUUUAUGUACCAAAACUGUGGUGUAUAAAGGAUUGUUUACAUCUGACCAGUUAUGGGAAUACUACACGGAUCUUAAAGAUCCCAAUUUCGAAACGUAUUUGGCUUUGGUGCAUACUCGUUUUUCAACAAAUACAUUCCCAUCUUGGGAACGUGCUCAUCCCCUUCGUGUGAUUGCCCACAAUGGAGAAAUAAACACUUUGCGCGGAAAUGUCAAUUUGAUGAAAGCACGUGAAGGGGUUAUGAAAAGCCAUCUCUUUGGAGAAAAUCUAAAAAAAUUAUAUCCAGUGGUGGAACCUAAUCUAUCAGAUUCAGGAUCAUUCGAUUGCGUUGCUGAAUUUCUAACGAUGGCUAGCAAGAGAUCUUUACCAGAGGCUAUAAUGACUAUGGUUCCUGAAGCAUGGCAAAAUGACAAGACAAUGCCGCAAGAAAAACGCGACUUUUAUCAGUGGGCAUCGUGUGUAAUGGAACCAUGGGACGGGCCAGCUUUGAUUUCGUUUACAGAUGGGCGGUAUAUCGGCGCUGUUCUUGAUCGAAAUGGUCUACGCCCGUCUCGGUUUUACGUAACAAGUGAAAACAUUCUAGUAAUGGCUUCAGAAGUUGGCGUUUAUGACGUUGAUUCAUCUAAAGUGAUUUUAAAAAGUCGUUUAAAACCUGGUCGAAUGCUGUUGGUUGAUACCAAAGAGAAGAAGCUCAUCCAGGAUGUAGAACUAAAAGCAUAUAUUGCUAGAUCUCGUCCACAUUCAGAAUGGCUACAGCAAAAGCUGAUAACCAUUGAUGAAAUAAGAAACGCAAACAUGAUGCAUCACGAGUCAGUUGAUGACAAAUCUUUUGUGAAAGCGUUAAUGAACUACACGUUUGAUCCAAGACUCCUCCUGUUUGGAUACACAACUGAAACUAUUAACAUGCUUCUAUUACCUAUGUUCAAAACAAGCAAGGAAGCACUAGGUUCAAUGGGAAAUGAUGCUCCCCUAGCGUGUCUAUCUUCGUUUCAGCCUUUACCAUAUGAAUAUUUUAAACAGUUGUUUGCGCAAGUAACGAAUCCACCUAUUGAUCCCUUUCGGGAGAAGGUUGUUAUGUCAAUGCAAUGCCCUGUAGGACCUGAAGCCAAUUUGCUCGAACCAUCUUCUCAACAAGUUCAUCGAAUUUGGUUAUCAAAUCCCAUUCUAAGUAUUCCCGAUACAAAUUUACUAAAGAGGAACACUCAUAGAGGAUGGAAGACUAAAGUAUUGGACAUAACAUUUAAAUUUGAAGAUGGCGUUAAGGGCUACAUGGACUGCAUUGACGAUAUUUGCCGUGAAGGUUUCGAAGCUGCAUCUUCAGGUUAUCAGCUGCUAGUUCUAUCUGAUCGCAAUGCCAGUCAUGGAAGAGUACCCGUAUCGGCCUUGCUUGCUUUGGGGGCAUUGCACCAUUACUUAAUAGAAACCCUGCAACGUAUGAAAGUUGGUAUCAUUGUAGAAACAGCCGAGGCUCGUGAAGUGCAUCAUAUUUGCGUAUUACUUGGCUAUGGUGCCGAUGCUAUUUGUCCGUAUUUGGCUUUUGAGCUCGCCCAGGCACUAAGAGAUGAUUGUGUCAUAAGUGCUGAUGUAAGCGAUAAACAAAUCUAUGUUGCUUACGCCAAGGCUAUAGAAACGGGUGUAGCAAAAGUAAUGGCUAAAAUGGGUAUAAGUACAUUGCAAUCUUAUAAGAGUGCUCAAAUAUUUGAGGCUGUAGGAAUUGGAGAAAAAUUAAUUAAUAAAUGUUUCCGUGGAACAGCGAGUCGGAUCGGUGGUAUUAGUUUAGAAAUAGUAGCGAAGGAGGCUUUGGAGCGAUAUAAUAUGGCAUUUGGUAAUACAUUAUCUGAUACACGUAUCCUAAGAAAUCCUGGUAACUAUCAUUGGCGUCAUGGUGGAGAAGCGCAUAUAAAUGAACCUGCUUCUAUUGCAAGCCUACAGGAGGCGGCUGAAAGUAAAAACUGGAAUUCAUUUGAAGCAUAUAAAUCAACUACUUUGGACAGCGUUAAAAAGUGCACACUUAGAGGCCAACUUGAAUUCGUAACCGAUCGAGAAAAAGUAGAUAUUUCAGAGGUAGAGCCAGCUUCAGAAAUCGUUAAAAGGUUCGUUACUGGUGCCAUGAGUUUCGGAAGUAUUUCCCUCGAGGCACAUCAAACUCUAGCUAUUACUAUGAAUCGAAUUGGAGGAAAAAGUAACACCGGCGAGGGAGGCGAAAAUUCUGAUCGCUACUUAGAAAAAGACCCUAAUAAUAGUAGACGGUCAGCUAUUAAACAAAUUGCAUCCGGCCGUUUCGGAGUAACAGCAGCUUAUCUUGCGAAUGCCGACGAUCUUCAAAUUAAAAUGGCUCAAGGGGCUAAGCCUGGAGAAGGAGGAGAACUUCCUGGAUAUAAAGUUACCAAAGAAAUUGCCAAGACUCGUCAUUCUGUGCCAGGCGUUGGCCUAAUUUCACCUCCCCCACAUCACGAUAUUUAUUCUAUUGAAGAUUUAGCAGAGUUGAUUUAUGACUUAAAAUGUUCAAAUCCCAAGGCAAGGAUCAGUGUUAAGUUGGUUUCUGAAGUCGGCGUUGGAGUAGUGGCUUCUGGUGUCGCCAAGGGCAAAGCUGAGCACAUUGUCAUUUCUGGUCAUGAUGGAGGCACUGGAGCUAGUUCUUGGACUGGUAUUAAACAUGCUGGACUCCCAUGGGAAUUGGGGGUAGCCGAAACACAUCAAGUUCUAGUUUUAAACAAUCUGCGCUCAAGAGUUGUACUACAAGCUGAUGGGCAACUACGAACAGGAUUUGAUGUUGUGGUGGCCGCACUGCUUGGGGCUGAUGAAUUCGGUUUCAGUACAGCGCCUCUAAUAGUUAUGGGGUGCACCAUGAUGAGAAAAUGUCAUUUAAACACAUGCCCAGUCGGUAUUGCAACACAAGAUCCGGUGCUACGGCAGAAGUUCACAGGAAAGCCAGAACAUGUUAUAAAUUUCUUUUUCAUGUUGGCAGAAGACAUUCGUCAAAUCAUGGCAAAUUUGGGAAUUCGUAAAUUUCAAGAUUUGAUUGGACGCACUGAUUUACUUCAAGUGUCUAAGAAAAGAGGCGGCAAAACUAAUUUAUUAGAUUUGUCUUUACUUUUGAAGAAUGCUUUGGAACUACGGCCGAAAACAAAUAUAGUAGGGGGUUCUAUCUCACAGGAUUUCCAGUUGGAGAAACGAGCAGACAACAAGCUGAUUGAAAUGGCGCGAAAAGUUUUCGAUGGAUCAGAUGAUAAUACAAUCAUCAAAAUGCGUAUAAAUAACGAAGAACGUGCUUUUGGAUCAACACUCAGUUAUCAUAUUGCAUGCAAAUAUGGGGAAGAUGGUUUACCACCUGGUAAAAGCAUUGAUAUUUUCUUAGAAGGAUCUGCUGGUCAAAGUUUUUGCGCUUUUCUAUCGAGUGGCGUAAGUGUAACAUUAAAAGGAGAUGCCAAUGAUUAUGUCGGCAAAGGUCUUUGUGGCGGCAGCAUCGUUAUAAUGCCUCCGGACAAUUCAGUAUUUGAAUCUCAUUUGAACGUAAUAGUAGGAAACGUUUGUCUGUACGGUGCAACCAAAGGUACAGCCUACUUCAGAGGUAUUGCGGCUGAGAGAUUCUGUGUAAGAAACUCUGGCGUUACAGCGGUUGUCGAGGGUGUUGGAGAUCAUGGGUGUGAAUACAUGACCGGAGGUGUUGUAGUUAUUCUAGGUUUGACCGGACGAAAUUUCGCUGCGGGGAUGUCUGGUGGAAUAGCUUAUAUUUAUGACGUGGAUGGUUCAUUUAAUGCAAAAGUGAAUCCGGAAUCAGUUGCUGUCCUUCCAUUGGAACUUGAAUCAGACAUAACUCUGGUUAAGAGCUUACUGGAUGAUUUUAUACAAAAAACUAAUUCAAAAGUGGCAACGGAAAUAUCCAUUAAUUGGACUGAAAGUCGGAAUAGGUUCUUAAAAGUUUUUCCAUAUGAAUAUCAAAAGGCUCUACGGGCGCUAGAAAACUCACAAUCUUCCGAAAUAAAUGAAAUUCCGACUGAAAUAAAAGAUAUAAAAGCAACUCGAAAUGAGCCGCUUAUAAAAGAUAUUGAAGAAACCGUUCAAAACAAGGUGGCAGAGCAACCAUUGGACAAGGUUCGUGGAUUUAUUAAGUAUAAGCGGGACGUGAAUGUAUAUCGCAAUGCCGAAGAACGCCAAAAUGAUUGGGAAGAAGUUUACAAUUUUAAACAUGUUCGCAAAAAUUUGAAAACACAAGCUGCUCGCUGUAUGGAAUGUGGUGUUCCAUUUUGUCAGUCAAAUACCCAUGGUUGUCCAUUGGGAAAUAUUAUUCCCAAGUGGAAUGAUCUUGUUUUUAAUAAUGAUUGGAAAGAAGCUUUGCGACAACUUUUACAGACAAAUAAUUUUCCAGAGUUUACUGGUCGGGUAUGUCCAGCCCCAUGUGAAGGAGCCUGUGUGUUAGGUAUUUCAGAGCCUGCAGUAACCAUUAAAAACAUUGAAUGUGCUAUUAUUGAUCAUGCAUUUGAACAAGGUUGGAUGAAACCUGAUGUACCCAGUACACGCACUGGUAAGCGAGUAGCAAUUGUUGGUUCCGGUCCCUCUGGUCUAGCAGCAGCAAGUCAAUUAAAUAGAGCUGGUCAUUUUGUUACUGUUUUUGAAAGAAAUGAUAGACCAGGAGGUUUAUUGCAGUAUGGUAUUCCAACUAUGAAAUUAUCUAAAGCUGUAGUUAAGCGUCGAAUUGAUCUAAUGGUAGAUGAGGGAAUAGAGUUUAGAACUAAUUCUUAUGUUGGCAAGGACAUAAAUGGAUCAACGUUAUUAGAGGAAUACGAUGCUUUGCUACUUACCACUGGCUCAACUUUCCCACGGGACUUAAACUUAGCCAACAGAGAUUUAAAUGGAAUUCACUUUGCUAUGGAGUUUCUGGAAUCUCAACAGAAAAAACAACUUGGUGGCGAUAAUAGUGUCAUAUCUGCAAAAGAUAAAGAUGUUAUAAUAAUUGGAGGUGGUGACACCGGCUGUGAUUGUAUAGCCACUGCUCUGCGGCAAGGUGCUAAAAGUAUUACUACCUUUGAAAUAUUACCAGAACCUCCUAAACAUCGUGCUAAUGACAACCCUUGGCCACAGUGGCCUAAGGUUUUUAGAGUCGAUUACGGACAUGAAGAAGUUCGUGUGAAAUUUGGUAAUGAUCCUCGUCAGUACUGCACAACGGCUAAGGAGCUAAUGGGAGAAAACGGAAGUAUUAAAGCUAUAAAGACUACUCAAGUCGAAUGGGAAAAGAAACCGAAUGGACAGUGGGCAAUGACUGAAAUACCUGGGAGCGAAAAACAUUAUCCCGCUGAUCUAGUUUUAUUGGCAAUGGGCUUUUUAGGUCCAGAAAAGUCUUUGCCUGAACAAAUUGGCCUCGAUCUAGAUGGUCGCGGAAACAUAAAGGCAUGCAACGGCCAGUUUGGAACCUCAAACUCCAAAGUUUUCGCAGCUGGAGACUGUCGCAGAGGUCAAUCCUUGGUCGUUUGGGCUAUAACAGAAGGCCGUCAAGCUGCCCGGCAAAUAGAUUCCUAUCUAAUGGGAGUUCCUAGCAGCUUACCAGGACCUGGAGGAGUUAUAGACAUAACACGAAAAAUUUAAGACAAUACGGGUUUAUAAUACUGUUGGAUGAGUAAAAUUGUUUGAUUUUUUUCUUUCGUUAAACGUUAUCAGUGUAUUCAGCAGUAUAAAUCGUCUACAAAGCCAAAUUAAAGGAAAGCUCUACUAAUCAAGUAUAAUUGUAUUUAAAUAUGAAUUCUAGAUAUAUGGCAAUGAUUUCGUCUAUUUACCAAGUUAAUCAUAAUUUAAUAAUAAACCAAAAUGUUACAGCUUUA
Molecule: messenger RNA, 6667 nt
Organism: Ceratitis capitata (Mediterranean fruit fly)
Lineage: Eukaryota; Metazoa; Arthropoda; Insecta; Diptera; Tephritidae
Product: putative glutamate synthase [NADPH]
Exons: 17
Coding region: 165-6434 (2089 amino acids)
Molecular function (GO): FMN binding; iron-sulfur cluster binding; glutamate synthase (NADH) activity
Source: RefSeq, a predicted model, not a curated record